GAUGUAACAUUAUCAGCCCAAUGUUUAUUUUGGUGAAAUAAGGCACAUGACUUUGGGGGUCAUGUCUUAUCUCAUCUAAUUCGACCAUCAUAAGCCUCGUAAAAUCCUCUCCAAUAAGGCCUCUGUGGCACUACAUCUCAUUCAAUGUACCUCUUCUCUAGAAUGGUCUAGUAGACAGAAUACUCUACGUAUAUAAUACGUAGACUUCACCUGAAUAUUGCAACCCCAUCACUAGAUAACAAUCACUCUUUUCUUUUCGUUCAUAUCCACUUCGACAGUACUCAUUACACUACAAUUUUCAUACCACGCUCACUUACAACCUUCUUGUCAAUACAAGCUGUCUCAUCACAAAAACCUUUUUCUACUCGCAUAUCAGUCUAUCUCUCCUUUCAUCAUGCUUUUCGACUUCAAGUCCGCCAUCAUCUUGGCCCUCGUCGCCAGUAUCUCUGCUGCUCCCACUCUUACAGAAGAGAACUCCUCUCUUGAAGUUCGGGGAGGUAAAACAAUCAAAGAUGUUGAUUGUGGUGGCGUGAAAUUCACCCGCGCUGAUAUCCAAGCUACAAAGAAUGAGGAGCAUUUAAAAAAAGGAGCAUAUCCCAAAAGAUACUAUAACUUGGACAAACCUAAGAUCUUUGGCACACCAAAAGAACUGUACGAAUAUCCCUUGACGGUUCCUGUUUAUCAAAAAGGAAAAGAACCGGGAAAAUAUCGUAUGGUUCUCGAUGAGGAUUAUAACUAUCAAGGAACUAUGUACCAUGUAGACGGAGUCUCGAACGCUUUCAAGGCAUGCACCUAAGUCAUUUAUUUGAGGAGUACUUUUCGAGAGCUUUUAUUUGUUAUGGCCUAUUUCAUUGUUAAGAUUAUUUUUAGAUUUGAAUUUAAAGAAAUGAUA
Molecule: messenger RNA, 892 nt
Organism: Botrytis cinerea B05.10
Lineage: Eukaryota; Fungi; Ascomycota; Leotiomycetes; Helotiales; Sclerotiniaceae
Exons: 3
Coding region: 395-796 (133 amino acids)
Molecular function (GO): RNA nuclease activity; RNA binding
Source: RefSeq, a predicted model, not a curated record